Eimeria mitis is the source of this 1578-nucleotide messenger RNA. RefSeq lists its product as uncharacterized. The coding region runs from base 1 to 1578 and encodes 525 amino acids. The record is from RefSeq and is a predicted model, not a curated record. The transcript has 4 exons. Lineage: Eukaryota; Apicomplexa; Conoidasida; Eucoccidiorida; Eimeriidae.
AUGCCAGCCUCACGGCACAAGCUGCGCAUACUGCAGCAGCUGGCCGAGCAGCAGCGCAACAAACUGAGGAGCAGCAGCAGCAGCAGCAGCAGAAAAUGGGCAGCCACGGGGACUGUUGCCCCGCUCACGCACCCGCCAGAUGGCAACAGUAGCAGCAGCAGCAACAGCAACAGCAACCGCAGCAGCAACAAUAGCAGCUGCAGCAGCAGCAGCAACAAUAGCAGCAGCUGCUGCAACAAACCUUUCACAUGCUUACCCGCUAAUGACAAUGUCUUCGCAUUGCCUGCGCUGCAGCAGCAGCAGCAAAGAGAGCAGCGGCAAAGGCAAAAGCCGCAGCACCAGCAGCAACAGCAGCAGCAGCAGCAACAGCAGCAACAGAGACACCGGCACACUUUGGUGUUGGGUUGUUGUGGCCGCCGCCGUUUGCUGCUCGCUAGACGUCUAGCAGCUGUGCAGUCUCUUGGCUGCAGCAGGAAAGAGCAGCGCAGCAGCAGCAGAAGCAGCACGUGCUGCAGCUGCAAUGAGAAGCGUAUUCUCAGCAGCAACACCAGCUGCGGUAGCUGGAAGAGGCGGAGGCACAGCAGCAGCAGCAGCUGCUGCUGCUGCUGCCCACAUACACACGAUGUCUCCUGUACAAAGGCUGACGCACAGUGGCAGCAGCAGCAGAAGCAGGCAGAGCAGCGACAGCUGCUGCAGCAACAAUUGCUGCAGCGUCAGCAGCAACAGCGCCUGCAGGAGCAGCAGCAAGAGCAGCAGCAGCAACAGCAGCAGACCAAGCGUUCUUCACAGCUGCCAGUGGAGGGCUGCAGCAGCAAGCAUGGCAUUUCGUCUGCACACAGCGGCAAAGACAAACAGAAGCAGCAGCAGCAGCAGCAGCAGCGAGAGGAUGAGAAGGAGGAGGAGCAGCAGCAGCAGCAGCAGCAGGAGCAACCGCAGCAGAAGCAUAAAGGGCAGAAACAGCAGCAGCAGCAGCAGCAGCAAGCGGAGCUGCUGCUGAGGCUUCACAUGCUGCAGCAGCAACAACAGCAACAGCAGCAGCAGCAGCAACAGCAGCAGCUGCUGCAGCUCGAAGGAAGUUCGCAUACAGGCAUGCUUUCAGCAGCAGAAGCAGAAGAAGCAGCAGCAGCAGAAGCAGAAGCAGCAGCAGUGACAGAAGCAGAAGCAGAAGCAGCCGAAGGAGCAGAAGCAGAAGCAGCAGCAACAGAAGCUGAAGACGUAGAAGCAGCAGAUGCGAAUGCAGCAAAAGCAGCAGAAGCAAAAGGAGCAGCAGAAGCAGAAGCAGCAGAAGCUGCAGCUGCAGAAGCAGCAGCAGCGGCGGAAGCAGAAGCAGCACCAGCAAACCCAGCAGCAGCAGAAGCAGCAGAAGCACAAGCACCAGAAGCAGAAGCAGCAGCAGCCGCAGCAGCACCAGCGACAGAAGCAUCAGCAGCAGAAGCAGCAGCAGCAGAAGCAGCAGCAGCAGAAGCAUCAGCAGCAGAAGCGGAACCUAUAGGGGCAGCAGCAGCAAGGCGGAAGCAGAAGCAGCACCAGCAAACCCAGCAGCAGCAGAAGCAGCAGAAGCACAAGCACCAGAAGUAG